Molecule: messenger RNA, 2209 nt
Organism: Cyclopterus lumpus (lumpfish)
Lineage: Eukaryota; Metazoa; Chordata; Actinopteri; Perciformes; Cyclopteridae
Product: cytokine-inducible SH2-containing protein-like
Exons: 3
Coding region: 262-900 (212 amino acids)
Biological process (GO): phosphatidylinositol phosphate biosynthetic process; intracellular signal transduction
Cellular component (GO): phosphatidylinositol 3-kinase complex
Molecular function (GO): 1-phosphatidylinositol-3-kinase regulator activity
Source: RefSeq, a predicted model, not a curated record
UCCAGUUCACUGAACACAGAGACACUCAGUCUCACAGCUUCACUUAUAGCAGACAUACACUGAUAUGUUCUUCUCAUGUUUAUGACUACAACAGAUCGCAAUAAGGAAUAUUUUCUCUUUUUCGCCUACAUUCGAGACAAUUCGGCUAUGAUGAUGAACUAUUUACUGUGAAAUUGGAUUAUUGGACUAUUUUUUUCAACGGUUUACCAAAUUGGUCGCGCUCCAUGAUUCUCUUUAAUUCAGGGCUCCUGCUAGUCAGAAAUGGUUGCCCGAGCAUUGACCAUUUUCCAUCAUGAGGAACGAGGAGCAACAUGUCGUCCCCCCCGCCCCUUUCCUCCACCCAGUGAGUCAGGAGAGGACCUUCGCUGCAUCACCACCACUUUCCAGUAUCUACAGACUUCAGGCUGGUACUGGCGUUCCAUCUCAUCGAGUGAGGCCCGGGAAGCUCUCCUUCAGCAGUCUGAAGGCACGUUUCUGGUACGGGACAGCAGUCAUCCUCAGUACAUGCUGGCCCUGUCAGUAAAGACCCGCUGUGGACCCACCAGCAUACGCAUAAACUACAGCAGGGGCUCCUUCUGGCUGGACUCGAUUUCCCCCAGCCUGCAGUCCUUCCCAGAUGUUCUUAGCCUCAUACAGCACUACAAGGCCUCAGGCCACGCACCACAGGGCCAGGCAUCUGAUGACAUUCAUCCCCAGACAAAGGCUGACCCUGCCAUGCACGCGUUUAACGACAGCGUAGUGCCUCUAAAGCUGGCGCACCCCCUGCACAAACCAGAGGCUUUCCCUUCUUUGCAGCACCUGACGCGCCUCACCGUCAACAGACAUGCAAACUGCCCCGACCAGCUGCCACUCCCAAAGCCUCUGCAAGACUAUCUGCAAGACUACCCUUUCCACAUAUGAGGGUCUCUAUCUCUCUAGUACAGGACACAGAGACAGGAACGUGGGUCAGUGUCACACUCGAUGACCACACACUGGGAAUCUGGGACAGUUUGACACCCCAGGCAACAGUUAAUGUCCCACAGGAAUCAUAUUGAAAAAAAUGAGCUCAGUCUUAUUAAAGUGAUAAUGCUGAAUAAUAUUUUUAUUAUUAUUUUCCUAUGUCAAUCUGUAAAUUUAAUUUAUUUCUACCAUGUAUCAAUAUGUAAGCUAUUUCUCUUUAUUUGUGCCAGUUCCCAGAAAUGAGUGUCAUUGUGUGGGACCUGAGGUUUGCAAAGAUUGUCAAACAAAGCAAUGUUUUUUUCACUCUUCAUGAAAUCAAUUAAACUGAUUAACCACAAGCCAACAGUGAUACACAGGGCAUAAUGAAGGUCUGCACACUGCUGGGCUCCAAAUAAAUAGUGUAUUUAUCAUUUUAAGACAAUUUAUCAUUCUGUAAGAUCUUCCUCGGGCAAUAUUCUCAUGUAACACUUUUGGGCACUAUAUCGAUCAUCAAAAAAUCUCUUAAACAUGUUUUUUUUACCCUUUGUGUUAUGGCUGUGCUAAUACAGCAUGUGUUUUUAUCAUUAUUUUGUUUGGGGGUACACAAAAUAUUUGUGUCACUUUUUUGACUUUCUGCAUGUCUGUAUUUUAUUGGGCAUGCUGAAAUCUAAUAUAAUUAAGAAUUCAAAGAGUUGAGAGUACAUUGAUAAGAUAAGUUGUUACUAAUUGUAUGAGGUCAUGCUGACUACUUGACAUGCAGAUUGGAAUGACAGAGGUGGGUGACAAGCAAUUUAAAAAGACAUAAUAAAACACAGGCAUGAACAUGUCUUACACAAUCAUUACCAGCGUGAACAUCAAAGGCUCUGGGGAAAAAACUAUUGUUGGCUAUUUAAGGACAUCUGUUUAUAAACUGGUUUUAUUCUCAGAAGAUGAUCGAUCAUAUGCCUGUGAAUUUGGAAAGACUGACAACUUGAACAUCCAGAUGAAUGUGAGAAAUUAGUACUGUUUUGACAGAAACACAUGAGUUGAUUUCCACGAGGUACAACUGGGCAGUACUGAAAAGCCUCUUAUCAGGAUUAGAGAAAGAGCUGCAUUUAUUAAUACACUUCUCUACCAACUGAGAACAGACUCUUUCUAUGUCUGUCUUAACCUAUCGUUGUGGAACAUUUAAACCUUUUCAGCAUCAUCAAAACACUUCUCUCAUUCCAAUUUAUAUCCAAUGCAUGAAAGCAUAAAGAUAUUUCUGUAUAUCAACCUUGGUCUAACAGAACAACUGACAGAUAAGAUCAAC